UCAUCCGCAUCUUUUUAUGGUUCGUAACAACAUCUGCCCUCAAGACUGCAUGCCUUUCCAAGAUCCAGGGACUCGGUAAAGUGUGGGCCUAGAGAUGAACCAGAUUCUUGAGAUUUCUAGAUCACCCACACAAUCCAUCGUGUUGCUAUGCUCGUGAUCAAGGGUCUGUUCUCUGGGUUGGAACAAGGUCUUUUGAGACCGACCAGAGACCGCGAUGCCAGCACCGGACGAUGUUUACAAGCAUGAUGUUGACUUUACGACUCUGGCGCUGCAGUAUCCCGACUUUGCGAAGAAACUAAAAUCCAAUCGUCAACUCGACUUCUCGGAUCCGGAGAGUGUCAGACAACUUACGAAAACUCUGCUGCACCGCGACUUCGACAUCGCUAUUGAUUUGCCGGAAGACAGGCUUUGUCCACCGGUUCCAAACCGAUUCAACUACAUCUUGUUCAUUCAGCGUCUUCUGGACUGUACAUCGCCUGACUUUCGUGAUGGGUACAACCCGGACCGACAGGUCAUUGGCCUGGACGUAGGGACAGGCGCCUCGGCCAUCUAUCCGCUUCUAGCUUGCCAGCAGCGACCUAUAUGGCUAUUCCUCGCCACCGAAAUCGACGAUAAGAGCCGGAUGUAUGCGGAGAAAAACAUCGCAACGAACAUGCUUCAGUCGCGGAUCAGACUCCUCAGUACAGAUAUUACAGGUGCUGAACUAAUCCCGAGCAAGCAGCUCGAAAGAUUUGAUCGAAUCGACAUCCUCAUGACCAAUCCACCAUUCUACGAAUCACAAGAGUCCAUGCUCGAAUCAUCACGCUCGAAAUCUCGACCCGCAAACUCAAGCUGCACGGGCGCUCCGGUCGAAAUGAUCACCCCAGGCGGCGAAGUGUCGUUCGUGAGUCGUCUGAUCGACGAAUCGACCCUCAGCACGAAUAGGACACGCAUCCAAUGGUUCAGCGCCAUGCUCGGCAAAUUGUCGAGCGUUGGUUUCGUGGUCGAGACACUCCGACAGAAAAGGUGCACCAAUUUCGCGGUCACAGAGUUCAUACAGGGACAAAAGACGAGAAGAUGGUGUGUAGCCUGGAGUUGGUUUGGCUUUCGACCCAGCAGUGCUGUAGCGAGAAGUGUUGGUUCAGGCGUUGAGAAGAAGUUCUUGCCGCCACCUACGGAUAUCGAGUUUGACGUGCACGCCGACAUGGCUACAUUGGAGAUCAGAACCGGCGAGGAGAUUGGAAAGUUGGAUGUGCUUUGGAAGUAUGUUCCUGCUAGACGAGUGGGCAUGCUGAUGAGCAAGGGUGGGGAUGUGUGGAGUAGGAAAGCCAGACGGAGGAGGGUACACCAGGAUCACGAGAUGGCCGACCGUGAUGAUGAUCAUGAGAAGGACGAAAAGGACGAAGAACAAGAGCCGGCGCUUGUGGCUAGGAUCACACUUUCUGCUGCCGUUGUCGUUGACAGUCGAGUAGCUGGGUCGGCGAAGACGAACGUCCAUAUCAGACAUCUACAGGGGCAGGACUCGGUGUUGUUUGAGAGCUUUUGCGGCUGGUUGAAGAGGAAGAUUUCAUGAAGCCAGAGCCGCCCCUUAAGCAGCACUCGUCGUCACAUCAACAACCAAGGAGAAAUGUUCUACCUUGCUCAACCAUGACAACGCCGGCCUCUGCGCUAUUAUUCACAUUCUCUACGGUGCCCGCAGCACCUACAGUGUCGGCUUCUUUGGUGUCACGUACCGGUAGCCACCAAACCAGCACCGCUGUUGAGUUGAUAUCAAUCCUGCCACACCCUCCCACCACCUUUCUCACGAUUCGCCAGGCCACACCUCACCGCCCGCGAAAAUAUCAGCCCUUCAUCAGUUCAACUCGCGAAAAAUAUGGUCACUAUUAAAGUGAGAGUGAGAUAUCGUCACAGAUGUGACUACAAGAGUCUCUGCACUGAUUUAGUAAGGAGAUCUAGGUGAUUCCAAGUCUGAGUACUAGGUGAUCCUGUUCUCCAAAGAAAAGAAACGUCCUACCAG
This is a messenger RNA of Exophiala viscosa, 1996 nucleotides long. RefSeq names its product ribosomal RNA large subunit methyltransferase F. Gene Ontology annotation, biological process: rRNA base methylation. The transcript has a single exon. NCBI's taxonomy places the organism in Eukaryota, Fungi, Ascomycota, Eurotiomycetes, Chaetothyriales, Herpotrichiellaceae. The record is from RefSeq and is a predicted model, not a curated record. Gene Ontology annotation, cellular component: nucleus. The coding region runs from base 215 to 1552 and encodes 445 amino acids. Gene Ontology annotation, molecular function: 23S rRNA (adenine(1618)-N(6))-methyltransferase activity.